This is a messenger RNA of Phytophthora sojae, 570 nucleotides long. RefSeq lists its product as hypothetical. The record is from RefSeq and is a predicted model, not a curated record. The annotation marks the transcript as partial. NCBI's taxonomy places the organism in Eukaryota, Oomycota, Peronosporomycetes, Peronosporales, Peronosporaceae. The transcript is spliced from 2 exons.
AUGGAGCGCCUGGUCAUCGCGCGUCCGGUGCUGAAGAAAGAUGACAUUGCGCUGUAUGAGGCCUUGGUGGAACGUGCUCGUGGGCAGCAGCACUACCACAUGCUGGCGAAAGAACUGAAGGCGGACAAGACGCGCGGCCAGAGCUUGCCCAGCCACAGCAACAAGAACGGCGCACAUUGGGUUAAAGAUUGCCCUACAGCAAGUGAUGCAGACAAGGAAGCAGCACUUCAGCGCAUGAACGACAUGAAAAACCAGCGACUACGGGCCAAGGCGGUGCGGUCGCUCGGACCACUGGGAGAAAGGGUUGCUAUUGUGAAUGAAGUACUCGAAGUACCUUUUCGUCCUGACACCGGCGCCGAGUGUAAUGUCAUUACGAAGAAAAUGAUCCAAGAACUGGAAAAAGCGUCAGGUUCAGCAGUGUCGAUGGAGAUGCUAGCAGUACCGGUGAAAGUGGAAGUAGCGGAUGGGCGAUUGGUGGAGUACUUGGAGAAAUGCAACCUUGACGUGCAGCUGCUGACUGCGGCAGGACCUGUGCGACUACGCCGUUUAGAGUGGAUAGUGAUGGAUGGC